GUGAUGGGAAGUGUGAGAUCACACCGGUACAGCAUAGUUUCCUCUGAGGAAGGCGGGAUGAAGCUGUCCCCCAUCACCUUGCAAAAUGGCUACGGCAAUGGAAAUGUGGGCGGCAAAGUUCACACGCAGCAGCAAACGCAAACCCGCUUCGUCAACAAGGACGGACGCUGCAACGUGCAGUUCAUCAACAUGAGCGAAAAAGGUCAACGCUACCUGGCCGAUAUCUUCACGACGUGCGUUGACAUCCGCUGGCGUUGGAUGAUGGUCCUUUUCUGCCUCUCCUUCCUGCUAUCCUGGCUGCUCUUUGGACUUAUAUUUUGGUUCGUUGCACUUUCAUCCGACUCGGAGAAUCAAGAACAGAUAUGCAUUUCGAAUGUUGACAGCUUCACAGCAGCCUUCCUGUUUUCUGUGGAGACGCAAACAACUAUUGGUUAUGGCUACCGAUAUGUAACGGAGGACUGUCCCUUUGCUGUCUUCAUGGUGGUUUUCCAGAGCAUCUUGGGAUGCAUCAUUGAUGCCUUCAUCAUUGGUGCGGUCAUGGCUAAGAUGGCCAAGCCUAAGAAAAGAAACGAAACCCUUGUGUUCAGUCACUAUGCCACAAUAGCCAUGAGAGACGGUAAACUGUGUCUAAUGUGGAGGGUCGGGAAUCUCCGGAAAAGCCACCUGGUGGAAGCUCACGUUCGCGCCCAGCUGCUCAAAUCCCGCACCACCGCUGAAGGCGAGUUCAUCCCGCUGGAUCAGAUAGAUAUUGAUGUCGGAUUCGACACUGGCAUCGACCGCAUAUUUUUAGUGUCCCCCAUCACCAUUGUGCAUGAGAUUGAUGAGGACAGUCCUUUCUAUGACAUGAGCAAACAGGAACUGGAAAGUUCGGAGCUGGAGAUAGUGGUAAUUUUGGAGGGCAUGGUGGAAGCUACGGCCAUGACCACGCAGUGUCGCAGCUCUUACGUGACGAGCGAAAUCCUGUGGGGCCAUCGCUUUGAGCCAGUCCUUUUUGAGGAGAAAAACCAUUACAAGGUGGACUACUCUCGCUUCGAGAACACUUACGAGGUUCCCAGCACGCCUCAAUGCAGCGCUCGACAUUUGGCUGAAAAGACGUACAUCAGAUCUAGCUCCAACUCUUUUUGUUACGAGAAUGAAGUAGCAUUCAUGGAUAAAGAGGAAACAGAGGAUGACGACGAUGAUGAUGAAGAAGAUCAGAAGAACAUUAGAAGAGACAGUGUGGCUUUGGACAGAUCCAAUAUUGAUGACGUCAAAAGCACAGCUUCUAGUCAGGAUACUUAUCCACUACAACUCAAACCUUUAAGACAACAGCCUGAGAUAUGA
Labeo rohita (rohu) is the source of this 1323-nucleotide messenger RNA. It is a transcript of the gene kcnj2b, whose product is annotated as potassium inwardly rectifying channel subfamily J member 2b. The transcript has a single exon. Lineage: Eukaryota; Metazoa; Chordata; Actinopteri; Cypriniformes; Cyprinidae. Gene Ontology annotation, biological process: regulation of monoatomic ion transmembrane transport; potassium ion import across plasma membrane. Gene Ontology annotation, molecular function: inward rectifier potassium channel activity. Gene Ontology annotation, cellular component: plasma membrane. Bases 4 to 1323 code for a protein of 439 amino acids. The record is from RefSeq and is a predicted model, not a curated record.